GAAAUAUGAGACCGAGACCGAGACCGAGAGAGGCUUCUGACCGGAGAUGGAGUUCUUGGACGAAGAGAGCAGGCCGAGGUUCCUCUUCCAAUCUCGUUCAACCCCUUCUUCACUCCCCAAUACUCAAACUGACCAAAAACCCAGUAAGCCAUUCCUCUUCGCUACAAUUUCCUUUUCUUCCAUUCUCCUCCUCGUCUCAGUUCUUUUCCUCCAAUCCGAACCCUACAAAUCUUUCCUCUUCUGGUUCUCCCUCUCCCUCUUCCUCGGUCCCUUCGCCCCCGUUUCGCUCACGGGCGGUGACGUCCGCGUCGGUGAAGGUCCGAUCCUCGAGCUGUCCCCCAAUCAAGAAACUGAAACUUUGGAGGAAAGCAACAAGAGGGUACCCCAAAGGAGACAGAAACCACGUAGAAAUGAAGAAUUCGGCGUUAAUUCGGUGGCGAGUGUCGAAAACUUUGGUGAGUUUGCGAGGGAAGAGAACGAGGGUGGCAAAACUGGAGGGACUGAAGGUGGUUUCCGUGUGGAGGAAGAGAAGGAGUGGACUGAGGAGGAGAUUGGUGUAUUGAGGAAGCAAUUGAUUAAGCAUCCGGUGGGGAAGCCGGGGCGGUGGGAAGCAAUAGCGGCGGCGUUCAGGGGGAGGCAUAAGGUGGAGAGUGUGAUAAAGAUGGGGAAAGAUCUGGGGGAGAGGAAAACGGAUGAUGGGGAUUCGUAUGCACAGUUUUUGAAGAAGAGGAAGCCGGUUGAUAAGCGAGCCGAGGGCGAGAAUGGAGUGCUGGAUAGCGGGCUGUUGGAGAAUUGUGAUGCUAAUAAAGAGAGUGGUGGUGGGGAAGCUGGAGUGGGGUGGAGUGCCGGUGAAGAUAUUGCAUUGCUUAGUGCAUUGAAGGCUUUUCCAAAAGAUGUGGCAAUGAGGUGGGAGAAGAUUGCGGCUGCUGUUCCCGGGAAGUCGAAGGCGGCUUGUAUGAAGAGAGUUGCUGAGAUAAAGAGGGAUUUCCGGAGUGCGAAGGCUACUGCCUAAGAAUUAAAUGAAGAGUCUCUGGGGUUUAUGUGGAUUUUGUGAUAAAGUUUUGCUGGGCUUAUACGAGUGACAAGGACCUACAAUGCAAAAUGAUGCUUAGAUGGCCCUAUCUUUCAGAUCAAGCCCCAAACUUCAUUGAUAUUGUCAUUUCUUUGAUGUCAUCAGGCUGCAUGGGGAUCUAACUUUUUCAAUCAAGAGGCUAGCGGGUAAGACUGCUUAAAAAAGGGUUAGUUCGCCCAGGGAAUGAGACAUGGACGCCAGAAUAUAAGAAAAUUUUGAUGGUUUUCUUAGAAGGUUUUUGCCUGUAUCAGUUUGAACCAAUGCUUUUUUUAUAUAAAUUUAAAGAGGAGGAAAUAUUUGAUAUACCCAAGUGUAUAAAACAAACUGCGGAAGGAACGAAAUAUAAAAUGUAUGCUUACCUUCAAGCCUUGGCCUCACCAAACAGGAAGAAAAGUCAAUAUAGAAAGCAACACCACCCACCCACUCCUUCGUUUCUUUGAAUUGCUUGGAAGGUAUUUGGAGGGGGAGGAAUGUUAGGACUUUCAAUGAAAUUGAAGUAUCAUUUUGUAGAUGGAAGUCACUAAGCGAGACCUAUUUUCAGUUGGAUGGGAUGAUUAGGGGUUUUGCUUCUGUCUUUAUUGACUUUUUUAGAUCUUUUGUUUCUCAUUUCUUUACUUAUCAAAUAAAAUUUCUCGUAUCUUUUGGUA
Molecule: messenger RNA, 1719 nt
Organism: Carya illinoinensis
Lineage: Eukaryota; Viridiplantae; Streptophyta; Magnoliopsida; Fagales; Juglandaceae
Product: transcription factor MAMYB
Exons: 2
Coding region: 47-1012 (321 amino acids)
Biological process (GO): 'de novo' cotranslational protein folding; regulation of translational fidelity
Cellular component (GO): cytosol
Molecular function (GO): ribosome binding; Hsp70 protein binding
Source: RefSeq, a predicted model, not a curated record